AUUGAUCACUUUCUAUCGCUACGCACAUUUUCCACCCAUUUUGUAAAAUUUUCUAAUAUAAUGUAAUACGAUAUUUAUCUUUAUACUCUUUAGAUACGAUGGCCGAUCUUGGUUAUGGAUCCACUCCUGUCAAUGGCUCUGCGCCGCCAAACAGUCUACUCAAUAGAGUAACCGAUGAGGAAGCUGCACUUUUAGGUAGCAGAAUGGCUGCUGGAAAGAAGGGAUCAGGUCGAAUACACUUGAGGAAAGCUGCUGGUACUAUAUGGAACGAUCCAACACUGGAAGAUUGGCCAAAAAAUGACUUCAGAAUAUUUUGUGGACACCUGGGAAAUGAUGUGACUGAUGAAAUAUUAGCUAGUGCCUUCAGGAAGUACCCCUCAUUUCAAAGGGCACGCGUGAUUAGAGACCGCAAUUCUGGAAAGACCAAAGGUUAUGGUUUUGUAUCACUAACGAAUCCUGAUGACAUGUUGAAAGCUUUAAAUGAAAUGAACCAUAAAUUUGUAGGAAAUCGUCCCAUUAUUGUCAUGCGUAGUAAGUGGAAAGAUCGUGAAAUUGAUUCAGAAAAGAACCGUCAAUCAGCGAAUUUGUUUAAAGUAGUAAAGGAUGACGAAAAGACGAUUCGCAAAUUUAAAAAGCUAGGAAAGGCUGUUACCGGUGGUAAGAAGGCGAACCUUGUCUACGAGCCAAAAAUAUUUAAAAGGCACAAGGUUUAUCUCAGUACAGGAUCUACCAACAAGUUUGAUAACAGACAAAGAGUCGCUCAUGAUCACAUGCUGGACAACAUCUAAUUUGUUUACCCAGGCAACUAUCGCAUAAUCAUUUUAAUCAUCCGU
Molecule: messenger RNA, 833 nt
Organism: Theileria equi strain WA
Lineage: Eukaryota; Apicomplexa; Aconoidasida; Piroplasmida; Theileriidae
Exons: 1
Coding region: 99-788 (229 amino acids)
Molecular function (GO): mRNA binding
Source: RefSeq, a predicted model, not a curated record